CCUUGAUGGGGAGGAAUUGUACCAGAAACUGUACAUGUGUCUCUUCAGGUGUACUCAAGUGUACAGAAGUAGCGUGCGAGGAGGGACUCGUCUGUAGUAACCUAAACGGGACAAUGGGCUGUAUCAAAAAAAAUCAAGUCCCCUCCUGUAGCCUAAUUACAUGUGGACAGAAUAGCACUUGUGAAGUCCUUAAUAAUCAGCCAACUUGCAUCCCUAAUUUUAAAACCUGCUGGGUACAAGAAGGCAGCCAGUACCACACAUUUGAUGGACACACUUUUAACUUUAAAGGGAACUGUACCUAUACCCUGCUAAAGAACUGCAUUUCUCAAAGUGGCAUUUCGGGCUUUUCAAUUUAUAUCCAGAAUGAGCAUGAUGAACGAGUGACUCAAGCCUUUCUAAAAGAAGUUACUUUGGAAAUAACAGAUUAUAAUAUAACCAUUGCCAGGCAUCAAAUAGACUAUGUAAUGGUGAAUAGUGUAAAGGUCAUCCCACCCUUUUCAUUUCAUGAAGGAAAGGUGAAGGUCUACUACAGUGGUACAUCUGUGAUGAUCGAAUUGGAAUUUGGCCUUCAGAUGAUCUAUAACUGGGAGCAGUAUCUCAUGAUCCAGCUUCCAAAAUCCUUUGCCACAACAGUCUGUGGAAUGUGUGGCAAUAAUAAUGGUAACCCCAAUGAUGAUUUUGUAACACCAGAUGGCACUUGGGUUCUGAAUGAGAAUGCCUUCGGCUGGAGCUGGAAGGUGGACAAUAAAGAAGACUUUUGUCAAGUUGACUGCAACGGGACCUGUCCAAAAUGUGAUGGCCAGAUAUUUGAGAAGAGUGACUCAUGCGGUCUGCUGAGCCUUAUUGAUGGCCCUUUUGCAGCUUGUCACCCUCUUGUUGAUCCAACUGUGUAUCAAGAAAGAUGUGUGGAGAGCAUGUGCCUCAAUAAUGGCAACCAGUCUUUCCUAUGCCAAGCAUUGCAGGCUUAUUCUGACACCUGUCAGAGAAGUGGCAACAAAGUGCAAGACUGGAGAAAGAGGACUGAAUGUAUUCUUUCAUGUCCUGAGAAUAGCCACUAUGAACUUUGUGGAUCAGCAUGCCAAGGAACCUGCAGUAACCAUUCUAUAUCAUCACUUUGUCAGUCCCCCUGUGUUGAGGUGUGUCAGUGUAAUGUUGGAUUCUUCAAAAGUGGUGGCCAAUGUCUUACAGCACAAGACUGCGGAUGUACCUACCAAGGCUUUUAUUACCCACUUAAUGAAGUGUUUUGGGCUGACAAGAACUGUACUCAGCAAUGUAUGUGUGAUCCUGCUACAAAGCUGAUUACCUGUCAGCAAAUGACUUGCAAAUCGACUGAAUCUUGCCAAGUUGUUGAUGGGAUACAAGGUUGCUAUCCUCUGAACUUCAAAACGUGUUCAGUUGAAGGGGAUCCACACUACAUGACAUUUGAUGGGCUUAGAUAUGACUUCCAGGGCACUUGCAUGUACCAGCUAGCAGCACUGUGUUCCAAUGUUUCUAGUCUGGCUCAGUUUGAAGUGCAAGUACAGAAUGAGAAUCGCGGCACUAGUGCAAGUUCAUACUCUCGCAUGAUUCAGAUUAAAGCCUAUGGCAGGUCGAUAGAGAUUGGCAAAAGGAAUGUUGGCAAAGUCCUGGUUGAUGGAAUGUGGACUAAUCUCCCUUAUUCUUGGAGUAAUGGAAAGUUAGUUGCUUACCGCGUUGGACUAAUUGCAUCUAUACAAACUGACUUUGGACUCACUCUAACCUUUGACUGGAACAGCAGAGUUACAAUCGUACUUCCAGACACAUACUUGGGUACUGUUUGUGGCUUGUGUGGAAAUUUCAACGGUGAUAGCAGUGAUGAUUUAGUGAAUAGGAAUGGCAAGCCAGCCACAGAUCUGAAUUAUUUUGGAGCAAGCUGGCAAACGGGAGGCAGGCCAGGAUGCCAGAAUCAGUGCCUGGGUAAUUGCCCAAAAUGUAAUGAGCAGCAAAAGCAAAUGUACAGUGGAAAUGACUUUUGUGGUAAACUCUUGGACCUCAGUGGACCCUUCAGAGACUGCCAGGGUAAAAUUGACCCUAAGAGUUACUUUGAGAAUUGCAUUCAUGAUGUUUGUCUCUACAAUGGUCUGCGGUUUGUCUUCUGCAAUUCCAUUUCCAGCUAUGUGCAAUCAUGUCAGGAUGUAGGAGCCAAUAUGUACUCCUGGAGGUCCAAGAGUUUUUGUGAUGUAAGUUGUCCUGCCAAUAGCACUUAUGAUCUGUGCGCACCCUCCUUCCCUCCGUCUUGUGUUAGACUGCCUUUACUCUUGGAUGCUCGUUGUCGGGAAGAUUGCCAGUGUCUCCCUGGCUUUGUUCAAAGUGGAAUGGAAUGUGUUCUAACAUCCGAGUGUGGCUGUUUCUAUGAUGGAAAUUACUACCAAGCUGGGGACACAUUUAUUACCAAUCCACAUUGCCAACUGAAGUGUGUGUGUGGGUCCAACAGUCUAGUUUCAUGCCAUCCCUUUUCUUGUGUUGAUGGUCAGAUGUGCAAAAUUGUGAAUGGUAUCCUUGGGUGUUAUCCAGCAGAAAGCAACGGGAAAUGCUCGGUUUCAGGAGAUGCUCACUACUUAACGUUUGAUGGGCAAGCAUUUGAUUUUCAAGGUACUUGCAUAUAUAUUUUGGCUGCUUUCCUACCUAAUGAGACCGCUGAAGAAAGCAUCGCACCAUUCUCUGUGCUUGUGCAAAAUGUUGAGAUGGAUAAAAGUGAUGUGUCAGUUGUACGGCAAGUGGAGCUACAGAUCUACAGUAGCAGUUUUAUUUUGACCCAAGGGGAAAUUGGCAUUAUUAAGAUGGAUGGAGUAUACUGGAAUCUUCCUGUUAAGCUCCCAGAUAUUCAUGUGAUACAAAAAGGUGUAAUGGUCCUUUUGCAAACUAAAGCUGGAGUAAACCUGAUGUACGACCUGCAGUACUACAUAUUGAUAUCUGUAUCGGCAGAAUACUACAACCAAACAUUUGGGCUGUGCGGUAACUUUAAUGGAAACCCUGCUGAUGAUCUCCAGCUUUCAAAUGGUUCUAUGACCACAGAUACUCAGACUCUGGGCACUUCUUGGAAGGUCACGGAUUCUGAAUCCAACUGCACAGAUGGUUGUGGAAAUGACUGCCCUCGCUGUAACGUGAAUGGGGCAGUAGUCUUUGGGUCAACAAGCUACUGUGGAUUGAUCACAGCCUCAUCUGGGCCAUUCAGCGCCUGUUUCUCUUUAGUCGAUCCCUUACCAUUCUUUAAUGAUUGCGUUUAUGAUAUGUGUCUUUCGGACUGGAGGAUGGAGCAACUGUGUCACAGCCUACAGGCUUAUACUGCUGCUUGCCAGGAGGCUGGAGGAGAGGUUCAGCUUUGGAGAAAUGAAACAUUUUGUAAUAUGUCCUGUCCUACCAACUCUCAGUACAAACUGUGUACAGAUACCUGUGCGAUCUCCUGUGGGGCAGUUUUGGAGGAGCUAUCUUGUCCUCAGAAAUGUGUGGAGGGUUGCGAAUGCAAUGUAGGAUUCCAAGCUGAUGGUGAUCAUUGUGUUCCAGUAGACUCUUGUGGCUGCCUAAGUAAUGGCCGGUAUUAUAAGAAAGGAGAGAGUGUUUUGGAAAAUAAUUGCACCAGGAACUGCACAUGUCUGUCUCUGGGCAUGUUGCAAUGUACUGAAGCAUCUUGUGAAAAUGAAUUAGUCUGUGCCACUAUUAAUGCUGUGAUGGGCUGCUACUCAAAAGAUAAUGUUACUACUUCAUGCGCCCAGUUAAAUUGCAGCCAACAUGCAAAAUGCGAAGUUCAUAAUAAUCGAACAACCUGUAUUCCAGAUGCCAAUAUCUGCUGGGUAUUAGGGGGUACUCAGUAUCACACAUUUGAUGGGCAGGAUUUCACCUUUCAAGGGAAUUGUACAUAUGAACUGGUGCACAACUGUGUUUCACAAAGUAAUGCCUCUGAGUUUUCUGUUCAAAUACAAAUUAAGCAUGAUAAAAAUUCUUCUCAACCCUACAUGGAAAUGAUCAGCUUUGUGAUCCAGGACACAAACAUUACAAUUAUUCAUAAAUAUGUGGAAGCUGUAAUGGUAAAUGAUAUCAAAUUCAUCCCUCCUUUUUCUUUACAAGAUGGAAGCGUAAAGGUGUACUUUAGUGGAAUAUCUAUAGUCCUAGAAAUGAAUUCUGGUCUAAUGGUAAUCUAUAACUGGGAACAGUAUCUUAAGGUCAAAAUUCCCAAAUCAUUUCCUGAAGAUGUGUGUGGGAUGUGUGGCAAUAACAACAAUGACUCUAGUGACGACUUUUUGACCUCCAAUGGCACGAAAGCUUCCAGCGCAAAGGCUUUUGGCUGGAGCUGGAAAGUUGACAACGGUGAAGCCUUUUGUCGGGCAGACUGCAGUGGUCUCUGUCCUCAAUGUGAAGAGCGAAGUGGCCAAAUCUAUGAGACGACUAACUUGUGUGGCGUACUAACCAAAACAAAUGGCCCAUUUGCUCCUUGCCAUCCUGUGAUUGAUCCCAGUGUGUAUCAGAAGACUUGUGUGAACAGUAUGUGCGUAAAUAAUGGCACCCAGUCUUUCCUCUGUCAGACACUGAAAGCUUAUUCAGACAGCUGCCAGAGAAGUGGGAUCCGAGUUCAAGAAUGGAGAAACAUGACCGGAUGCUCACUCCUUUGCUCCAGGAAUAGUCACUAUAACAUUUGUGACUCACCGUGCACAACAACAUGUAGUGAUGCUCCCACUGAAUCUCCAUGUCUGUCUCCUUGUGUUGAAAACUGUCAAUGUAACGAUGGGUUUCUAAGAAGUGGAAAUCAGUGUGUCCCACCCCAAAACUGUGGCUGUAUUUAUCAAGGUUUCUACUACCCACUUAAAAUGAAAUUUUGGACUGAAAACUGUGAACAGCAAUGCACCUGUGAUCCUGCAUCCAAGGAAGUAUCUUGUAAGCCUGGUUCUUGCAAAUUUGGCGAGUCUUGUCAGGCUGUUGGUGGUAUAUUGGGCUGUUAUCUACGGACCAUCAAAUCUUGUUUAGCAGAAGGGGAUCCACACUAUACUACUUUUGAUGGUAGGAAGUUCGACUUCCAAGGCACUUGUGUGUACCUGCUGACAGGUCUGUGUUCUAAAGAUUCCAAUCUCACCGCCUUUGAGGUGCACGUGCAGAAUGAAAACAGGGAUAGUAAUGUGGCUUCAUAUGCCAGAAUGAUCUGGGUGAAUGUUUAUGGAAUAUCUGUGCUGAUCAGCAAAGAUUUCAAAGGCAAGAUCAAGGUCAAUAAUCUUCUGGUCAACCUUCCUUAUUUCUGGAAUAAUAAAACGGUCCAGUUAUAUAAAACAGGACUAAUUAUAACUGUAACAACAGACUUUGGCCUCAGAUUAACAUUUGACUGGAGUAUGCGUGUAACUGUGUCUGUGCCCAGUGCAUAUGCUGGCUUGCUUUGUGGCCUUUGUGGAAACUACAACGAUGAUCGUACUGAUGACGCAUCAAGCCCAGAUACAUUUGGUGGAAGCUGGAAGAUUAGACAGGUUCCUGGAUGUGCUGAUGAAUGUACUGGUAAUUGCCAUAAAUGUGAUGAAAAUGAGAAGCAGGCCUACACAGGUGCAAACUUUUGUGGCAAACUCCUUGAUGCAAACGGGCCAUUCAGAGACUGCAAAAACAUUAUAGACCCCCGCAGUUUCUUUUUAAACUGCGUAUAUGAUGUUUGUAUCUAUAAAGGCUUGAUUUCAGUAUUGUGCCAAUCUAUCUCCAACUAUGUAGGUGCUUGUCAAGAAGCAGGAGCCACUAUUUAUCCAUGGAGGUCCUCUGCUUUUUGUGAUUGGCCUUGUUCUAUGAACAGCACUUAUGAGCUCUGCUCUUCUCGAUUCCUCCACAAUUGUGUUGACUUCCCAGCUGUUGAAACAACUAAAUGCAGAGAAGACUGUGAAUGUCAAAAAGAUUUUGUCAUCAGUGGCACAUCCUGCAUUCCAGCCUUCAGAUGUGGUUGUCUUUAUAAUGGCACAUACUACCAAGUGGGAGAUAAUUUCUUCAAUGAUACGUUGUGCAAGUGGCAUUGCAGCUGUCAGGUGGGAGGUGCAGUGCAUUGUAAGGCUUUCUCCUGUAGACCAGAGGAAGAAUGCCGGGUAGAAGAUGGAGAACGCAAGUGUUUCUCUGCCAUGCCUCCAGGAACAUGUUCUGCCAUUGGAAAUUCACAUUUCCAUUCGUUUGAUGGAUUAUCCUUUAGAUUUCAGGGUACCUGUGCUUAUACAUUCACAAAGACCUGUUUUACCAUGGGUGCUGUUGUCAGCUUGACAAACUUUUCUCUAAUCCUUAUGAAUAAACUAGUUGAAAAUGGAACUUCCGCUGUCAAAGAAUUAAUUUUAGAGAUCUACGAUAUAAAUUUGAGCUUACUGCAGAACAUGAAUAAGGUUAAGGUUAAUGGAGUGUUGGAGAACAUCCCUUUUAAUCAACAGGACAUUUGGGUGUACCGCAGAGGGAUUUUUGUCAUUAUACAAGCUGAUGCUGGUCUGAGCAUUUCUUAUGAUUUGGAAUCCUAUAUACAGGUCAGAGUAAGCCAAAACUACAGCAACUACAUGUGUGGACUUUGUGGAAACUUCAAUCUAAAUUCAUCUGAUGACUUUAAACUUCCUAAUGGCAGUAAAACCACUGAUGCACAGGUUUUUGGUACAUCCUGGAAGAUGGAACCCACGUCUGCUAAGAAUUGCACAGAUGAUUGUGGCAAAGACUGUUUUCCUUGUAGCUUAAAUGAAGAUGACCUGUCCAGCUCCACAGGUGCUUGCAGACUGAUUACUGAACCAUAUGGCCCAUUUAAUGCUUGCAUCCCCCUCAUUGAUCCCACAGGGUUCUUUAACAAUUGUGUGUCAGAGUUGUGUAGGACUAGUGGAGCCAACGCUUCGCUGUGCAACAGCUUACAAGCUUACACUGCUGCUUGCCAGUUGUCUGGUGUGCCAAUUGGGGUUUGGAGGAAUGCGAGCUUUUGUCCUAUGACUUGCUCUUCUUCUAGCCACUAUGAACUUUGUGUUGACACUUGCUCAUUGGUAUGUGAUGAGAUUGCUGAAGCUCUUAGGUGCCCGGGGAAAUGCCAGGAAGGUUGUCAGUGCAAUGACGGAUAUGUUUUUAAUGGUGAUGACUGCGUUGGCGUGGAUGAAUGUAGCUGCUUUGACAAAGGAAGGACCUACAAGACUAAUGAAAAGCAGUACCAGGAAAACUGUACUCAGAAGUGCUGGUGCAAUACAACAGGUGGCCUUUCCUGUGAGGAUGUGUCCUGCGGGCCUUCAACAUAUUGCUCCAUUGAAGAUGGAAAAAGAGGUUGUUACAUCAAUGAAGGAACGUGCUUAUUGGAUUCAGGCUCUCUCUCUACUUUUGAUGGCAUUUCAAUAAGUGUUGAAAAUGGAACACCUUAUGACUUGGUCACCGUUUGUGACCAUUCAUCCAAAAAAUGGUUCAGGAUAAUUAUUAAUUUUGGAAAUUGUAAUUCAAUGCAACCGCUGAAUUCUGCACUCUACGUCUUCCUACCAAACUCAUUAAUUGUCCUUAAAAAUCAAAGUGCUUGGGUUAAUGGACAACAGUCCGCUUUACCACAGAGCUUCCCCCUCGAUAUUUCCAUAUACAAGGUGUCUGAUGGUCUUAUGGUUUCCUGGGCUUCUGACCUUAAAAUUCAUUUUAGAACCGAUGGGGUUGUUUUAGUAAAAGUUAAAUCUGUAUUUUCUGGAAAACUGUGUGGUGCUUGUGGCAACUUUAAUGGAAAUCCUUUAGAUGACACCCAAACCAAUGGAACAGUAUCAAUUUGGAGUGCUCAAGAUUUCUCUUUUUGCCAUGUUUGAGCAUGUGACGCCACUGAAGACACACUGGUUUUAAAAGCAAAUUUGUCAUUAUGAAUGUUUUCUCACUCCCUGUCUCUAUAAUUGAGUUGAAUGAAAUUUAAGCAGAUAUUUAACACUUUUUACUAAUAAUUCAAUUUUGUAAGACUUUUGGUGGAUACGUUAAUGGGUAAAACUCCCUUGUCAGAUACAGUUUACUUCCUGCUGCCUCAUAAAAGAAGUAUUUUGCUUAAAAUUCCAAAAGCACUGCAGUUUGUUUCAGCACUAAUGGGUUACUGAGACUGCAUUGAACGGGGGCAGAUUUAUAUUUAAAUGGAACAAUAUUCUUCAAGCCCACUAGAUGGCAGUGUAGUGCUACUGUAAUAAACCACCUGGCUUGCAUGGCAAUUUACUAUUUGUUACCUGUAAACUCACUGCAAAGUGUUUUUAAAUGAUACGACGAUGUAAGUAUUCUACUUUGUACAAAAGACUUCCUAUAAAGAUACUAAUUUUUGACGAACAGACGUAUUUCAUAGUUAUUUGUAUAAACCUAAUUUACUUCUACAACUUUAAA
Molecule: messenger RNA, 8310 nt
Organism: Erpetoichthys calabaricus (reedfish)
Lineage: Eukaryota; Metazoa; Chordata; Cladistia; Polypteriformes; Polypteridae
Product: IgGFc-binding protein-like
Exons: 19
Coding region: 6-7760 (2584 amino acids)
Molecular function (GO): protein binding
Source: RefSeq, a predicted model, not a curated record